AUGCUGACAUGGCGUCGCACCUUCGUCACGUCUCUCGCCAGGCUGAAUCGUAACCCCCCGGCAACAGGCGCAAAUCCGACACUUCUCCGGUGCGCCCAAGUCCUCCGAAACAGCCAGCAAAAGCCCUGCAGUCUCGAAGACCAGGAAAUCAAACUGCACGGCUACAUUCGCUCUGUCCGCAAGCAGAAACGUUUUGCGUUUGCAGAGAUCUCCGAUGGAUCUGCCGUGGAUGCUGUACAGGCGAUCUUGAAGCCUGCACAAGCGGCUGAAUUAUCAACUGGGACCGCAAUUGAGAUAUCAGGCAUAUGGAAGGCCUGUCCGCCUGGCAAGGAGCAGACCCAUGAGCUACAAGCGACGGCAGUGGACGUUGUGGGCAAGGCAGACCCAGAGACAUACCCUAUUCAGAAAAAAUACCACAGUCCUGAAUUCCUCCGGCAGAUUCCGCACCUCCGAUUCCGAACGCCUCUCAACUCCCUCCUUGCUCGUUUCCGAUCUGAAUGCCUAUACCAGCUUGGGAAUGUCUUUCGCGCUGCUCCAAACGGCGGGUUCAUACAGGUCCACCCACCGGUGAUAACGUCGUCCGAUUGCGAGGGUGCUGGGGAGACCUUUGCUGUAAUUCCGCGCGAGACUCUGGCGACGGGCCUUCCGGACAAGGAACAUGAGCAUUUCUUCCGGGCGCCCAAGUACCUAAGCGUAUCCUCGCAGCUACACCUAGAAGCCUAUGCGGCCGAAUUAGGAAAUGUCUGGACGCUGGCGCCCAUGUUCCGGGCCGAGAAGAGCGAUACGCCUCGUCAUCUGAGUGAAUUCUACAUGCUUGAAGCUGAGGUCAACUUCCUUUCCAAUCUCGAGUCCCUUACAGAUGUGGUGGAGUACCUUCUCCGCGACCUAACACGGCGGCUCUACGAAACACCAGCAGGACAGGAAAUCCUCUCUAUAAAGCACGAGGCCAACCCGGAAUCCUCUGAGCCAAAUGCAACUCUGGACCUCCGGCAGCGCUGGCUCAAUCUCAUGGACGGACCCAAAUGGCGUCGUCUUACCUACACGGACGCCACCGCAGCACUCCAGGAAGCCGUCUCCCAAGGCAAUGUGACCUUUGAGUACGCCCCAACCUGGGAUGGCGGGCUGCAACUCGAACAUGAACGCUACCUCGUCGACGCCAUCAACGACGGCCAACCCAUUUUCAUCACAGACUACCCCAAAGCCAUCAAACCAUUCUACAUGGGCCCGUCGGCCAACGCCAGCGCAGAAUCAGAAACAGUCGCCUGUUUCGACCUCCUCCUCCCUGAAGUCAGCGAAGUCGCCGGCGGCUCGCUGAGGGAGCACCGUCUCCCAGAGCUCAUCAAGAACAUGCGCGAGCAUGGGCUUAUCAAGUCGUCGUCUGAGAAUGCAGAAUCGCAAGACUAUCCCCACCUUCUCCCAGGAGAAGACCUCAGUCAUUUGCAGUGGUAUGCUGACCUGCGACGGUGGGGGACUGCGCCGCAUGGUGGAUUCGGACUCGGGUUUGACCGGUUCCUGGGAUAUCUGACUGGAGUGUCGAGUAUAAGGGAUACAGUUGCGUUCCCGAGGUAUUUUGGUCGGGCGGAUUGCUAG
Messenger RNA from Aspergillus puulaauensis, 1590 nucleotides. RefSeq names its product asparagine--tRNA ligase SLM5 (gene SLM5). NCBI's taxonomy places the organism in Eukaryota, Fungi, Ascomycota, Eurotiomycetes, Eurotiales, Aspergillaceae. Gene Ontology annotation, cellular component: mitochondrion. The coding region runs from base 1 to 1590 and encodes 529 amino acids. Gene Ontology annotation, molecular function: ATP binding; asparagine-tRNA ligase activity. Gene Ontology annotation, biological process: asparaginyl-tRNA aminoacylation. The transcript has 3 exons. The record is from RefSeq and is a predicted model, not a curated record.